AAUUAAUCGUGGUUAGUAACAUUGUGUAGCGCAACCGGGAAAAUAAGUUUUGGUAGCCUAAUAAGAUUUGUGUUUCCGUUAAAAGCCGUGGAAAAUGUCGGAGACGAGUCACGACGCGAUCUCCGUCACAGAUCCGAUCGAUCAGUUACCUCUCCGGCUACUCAGAUCGGAAAUCGUUCCACCUGCUCCAACACGAUCCCAAUCUUCUAUCGACUGGCUUCCCGACUUCGCCGGUUACUCAUGGCUUGCUUACGGAGCAUCCACUCUCCUUGUGAUCUCUCAUCUCCCUUCCCCUCUCCGCGGCCAAGACUCCACCAACGGACCUUUUUUCCGUCAGGUGCUCGAGGUUUCCGCCGACGUUUCUUCUCCAGUUACCGCCGUUUCCUGGUCUCCUGUAACGCCCUCUCUAGGCGAGCUCGCGGUUGGGUCUGGGAACUAUAUCUGCCUCUUCACCAGUGAUUUGAAUGGUUCUUUUUGUUGGAGUCAGAAUGCCAUAUUGGUGCAAGCAACAAAAGUCGAAGCAAUUGAAUGGACAGGAUCCGGGGAUGGGAUCAUUGUUGGUGGAACUGAUAUUCUUGUGUGGAAGAGAAGGAACCAAUCUUGGGAAAUAGCUUGGAAGUUCCCUGCAGGGGAUCACCUUCAUGAUCUCGUUUCCUCCACAUGGUCACUCGAGGGUCCUUUUGCCACAGCAACUUCUUGGACCACGUUUCCAGCCGACUGUGAUGACGCAGGUAAACGUGUCUCGGCCUACUAUAGUGACGGGGAGUCAUUUCGUACAGUUGAAUUGCCUCAUCCGCAGAGAAUAUCCAUGAUUCAGUGGAGACCUGUGGAAGUAUGUAUAGGGAAAUCGAUAAGGAAUGUGCUAAUGACAUGUUGCUUGGAUGGGGCUGUAAGGUUAUGGAGUGAGGUAGAUGGUGGAAAGACUAAAAAGGGCGUGAAAGAUGUGAAUGAUCAUAAAAGAUCUUUUUGCGUGGUAGCUGUGAUAGAGAUAAAUCAGGUCUUGGAUGGCUAUUUGGGCAGAGAUAUAUUCAUUUCUUGGGGAACUCGCACAUCUGGUAUAUUGAAAACCAUUGAAGGUGAUAAUCAGUUGUUUUCUGUUGAAAAGUAUGAUCAUGAGAAUGUUGGCAGCUGUGAGUGGUUGGUAGGGCACGUCCUUGGGAAAUCGGCUUCUUUGUGGGCUGUCCAUUGUCUUGAUGACAUCUCGCCUAUGAGGUUUCCGAGGAUCACAUUGUGGGCGAGGCAAAAAUCAAAUGAAAUCGGUGUGGAACCACUCUCUCUAGCUGAUGCUACAGGUGGUUCUGAUCAUUUACCGCUGAGAAAAGCUUCUGUAUUGAGAAAUAACCUUUAUGGCACACCGCUUAUCUGCUCGUCAAUUUAUAUAUCUCCGCGGAAUACCAUUCAUUGGUCUUCCUUGCACACAAUAAAAUCACAUGCUUCAGAAGAUUCAUCUCCACAUGAAUCCAGUGUAUUGAAGUGCGUCACGGAACAGAUAUUAGAUCUUGAUGGUCACGGUGGGAAAAUCCUACAGAUUGCCUUCGAUCCUAUCAUAUGCGAGGCGGGAUACACUGCUUCUCUGGAUUAUAAUGGUUUGGUAAUAAUCUGGUCCUCUUCUGAUUAUUUGAAGCGUGCUACUGACCAUCCUAUAUCAGUGCCCUCUUGGAAACCUUGUGGACGGCUUCAAAAUCGAGAGUUAAGACUGAAGUACACGAGUAUAUGCUGGGCACCGUCAUCAUCGAAUCGUGAAAGAUUUCUACUUGUGGGACAUGUAGAAGGCGUUGAUUGCUUUAGCGUGAGGAAUUGUGGGAGAGGUUAUGAUGGUUUUAUGACCCAUUACAUAUGUACCAUACCAUUUUCAGUUAGCCGCCCUUUGGAGAAUGGCCCGACCAGCAUAUUUGCAAGACCUCUGUCUAAUUCUUGUGGAAAGACAUUCAAAAGUAACAGAUUCUUGCUUUUGAGUGUAUGGAUGAAAGAGAAACGGUUUGAGGCUCUGUCAUGGAGAGUGACCUUGCAUCAUUUCGAUGCAGCAGGAAGCACCUGCGACUGUGAUUUUCAUGAUUUUGAUAGUACUGAAUCGGGCAAGUGGUUGUUCGAAGAGACUUUUGAUGGUAAGAAAAAUUGCAUUGCUGUUAGAUCGUGCUCUUCAGAAAUACCUGAAUCUCACCGUUGCGAUGAAGUUACCAGUUUUGCUGUGGUCAUUCCAAGCAGCAGGGCGCUAGAGAAUGACAUGAAUAUUGAAAGUCAAGCUUAUACUAUGGCAACUGGCCAAGCUGAUGGCUCUUUAAAACUUUGGAGAAGUAGUCUUCAGAAAAGUUCAACCCCUUUCAGUCCGUGGGAGCUUGUUGGCAUGCUCACCAUUGGUCAAAAUCCUGUCAGCGGUAUAUCUCUGACUGAUUCAGGACACAAGAUAGCAGCCCUCUGUACAGAUAAUCAUUCAAAAGCUGUUUGCACAAUUAGUAUAUGGGAGAUUGUACACCUUAUAGAUUCAGGGGUUUUCAUACUAGAGGAGAAGUUACAUGUUGAUGCAGAGGUUGUUGCUGUAAGAUGGUUAGCUGUGGGCAAUGGUCAGCUACUGGUUGGAGUUUGUACACAGAAGGAGAUGCGGAUGUAUGGUAUUGCUCGGCAGCCCUGCAAAAGUUCCAGUUUCGCCGUCUCUGAUUAUUCUCCAGAGUCACAAACUUGGCAAUGCUUUGCUGUUACUCGUACAUUUUCUGCUAUUCAUGAUUUAUGGUGGGGAUCCAAAGCCAUGACUGCCCUUGUUCAUAAUGAUUAUGUUAGUCUACAUGGUCAAUGGCUGGCUGUUAUUGAUAAGAAGCAAAAGAUCGAUAACAAUCCAAGAAUUUUUGCAGCCAAUCUUUCCAACCUAGUAAAUGCUACAGAAGAAGGCAGAGACUCUGAAUUGUUAUCUGAUUCUGGUAUUAAUGAUCUCAAAGAAGCUAAUGCGGCAUCUAUAAGCAGAGCGUGUAUUCCUCUACCUCUAACAAGUAAUGCAAUUGAUGGGUGGCAAUCCAAUAGUAUGCCUUUAACUGGGGCCGCAUAUGGUUCAGAUACUAUUAAUGACAUUACCAGCAUGCUAAAUAUGGUGGAGAAGUUAGGAGGUGCUUUGCCACUUUAUCACCCUCAAGCCCUCCUUGUUGCUAUACGUUCAGGCAAUUGGAAACGAGCAAGCGCAGCUUUAAGGCAUCUUGCAGAAUAUAUUACGUCAAGUGAUGCCUCCGAGAAGGAUUACGCUGUAAAGUCAGAUCUCUGUCCGGAGAUCCUUUUGUCAAAAUAUUACGAAGGGUCUCUCUCCAAUGGCCCAAAUCUUAAGGAUUUCCACUGGGGUGGAACAUCUGGUUCAAUGCUGCAGCAUUCACAGUUUCAGUCAAAUUUCAGUAUGGAUACUUAUGGUCCCAAUAGUAGUCACAGUUCACCUGCAACAGACUUGGAAUUUAGUGGCUUCUGCGAGCAGCUGAAGAAGUUAUCAGAUGGAGGAAAUAUUUCCAGGAUAGAAAAGAUGCAAUAUUUUGCAAUUGUUGACCUUCUUUGUGAAAUUAGUAAUCACCAUUCUACUUCUGUCUAUGCAAGUCUUGAUGAAGCUGGGAGAAGAUUUUGGGUCACACUUAGGUUUAAACAGCUGUACUUAGCUCGAAGUUCUGGCAAAACAGCAUUUAUAGAGGAGUUGGAUAUUGACUCUAGUAUGAUAGGAUGGGCUUUUCACUCAGAGUCUCAAGAAAAUUUGGUUGGUUCUCUUUUACCCAAUGAAUCAUCAUGGCAACAAAUGCGAUCACUGGGUUUUGGAUUUUGGUAUUCAAAUGUAGCACAGUUGCGUUCACGAAUGGAGAAACUGGCGCGACAGCAAUACCUGAAGAACAAAAAUCCUAAAGAUUGUGCGCUUCUCUACAUAGCUUUAAAUAGAAUUCAAGUUUUGGCUGGUCUUUUCAAAAUAAGCAGGGAUGAGAAAGAUAAACCCUUGGUGGCUUUUCUUUCACGCAAUUUUCAGGAAGAGAAAAAUAAGGCAGCAGCCUUGAAAAAUGCAUAUGUGCUAAUGGGUAAACACCAACUGGAGCUGGCUAUAGGUUUUUUUCUCCUUGGAGGUGAAGCUUCAUCUGCGAUAAAUGUUUGUGUGAAAAAUCUUCAGGAUGAGCAGCUUGCCCUCGUAAUUUGCCGGCUUGUUGAUGGGCAGGGUGGGGCCAUGGAAAGUAAUCUUAUAAAGAAAUAUAUACUCCCGUCUGCAGUUCAGAGAGGAGACUUUUGGCUGGCAAGCCUUCUUAAGUGGGAAUUAGGAGAGUACCACCAGUCAUUUCUUGCUAUGGCCGGAUGUCUUGAGAAUCCUGUUAAUGAGAGCUCUACUGUUACUUCAAAUCACAUCUCUUUUGUGGACCCUAGUAUCGGCCUAUACUGUCUAAUGUUGACUACAAAAAAUAGUGUGAAGAAUGCUUUGGGGGAAAGAACUGCUUCAAAUCUUAGUAGAUGGGCAAUUUUGAUGGCUUCUACCGCCUUCAGCAGAUGUGGGCUCCCGCUGGAGGCGUUAGAAUGUCUUCAAGCAUCUGCCAGCGGUCAUGGUGGCAUGCAUCGGGCUAGUGGGCCAAGUAAUGGACAUUUGCGUACUCCACAUGGUGUUCUGGAGCUUUCUGUUCCUGAUUCAUCUAAUUGGGUAUCAAGUGGUGUCUCAUCUACUGUGGACACUCAUUUUAGAUUGGGUUUAGCCGCCCAGUUCCUCUCAAAGCUAUUACGGGAAGCAACUGCACUCUUGAUGAAUUCUGAAAUUGUUUCCUGUGAGAAACUGUCAGGAUUUCAUCAUAAGCUACAAACAGCUUUGGAGCUAUUUAACCAGAGGUUUUCAUUGUCGUCAUCUUGCCUACGUAAUAUGGUGAUUCUGUCAGCAGACACCCGUGGGUUACUAUCCAUGGGGUACAAACUGUUUCAGGAAAAUUGUUCAUCAGGAGUCUCGGUAGACAAGUCUCACACAGAUGAAGAUCUCAUCCAAAAUUCAGCUUUGUGUAAAUUGGUUCUGAAAGCGACUGAAGAGAAAUCACUCGUAUUAUCACGUAUCAUUGCUGCAUGCAGUGUCACUUGCUUACACUCAGUGCCAUGCUUUGAGGAAAACAAGGUGUCAUCUGGAACUGAGCCAAAGUGGUCCAAUGCUUUGCGAUUUUACUUUCAGGGAAUUCUGCAAUCGUUCUCUAGUUUAAAGACUUCUUUAAGGCUGUGCUUGGGCUCCUCUGAGGAAAACCUGAAAACGAGACUCGCUGUUGUUCUUGAUUUAGUCGAGUAUUGCUCAAGACUCGCAAUGGCCUGGGUUCUGAGAGAUGUAAAUUCUCUUUCUCGAAUGGUGCAGCCCCUUACAGAAGCAUAUUUUCAUGGGCAUGUGCCUUCUGAGAUUGACUUGGAAAGCCUGAAGAGGGUAUACCACCAAGAAGUUUCUGUUAAUGUUCCAGAUGCAUCAGAUGUAGGAGUUAAUUCUAUUGUUGAGAACAAAGAAGUUGGCUAUCCAGUGUCCUCAAUUCCGGAAGAUGAAAGGCGUUUUGUAGCACAAGCAUGUUUCUGGAAGCAUGUUUCAGACUUUGUGAAACAUAAGCUGGUAUCUCUUUCGAUCGAUUUAGAUGAUGGUAUCUCGAAUAGUGUUUCGUCUGAAAAAUUUGAUGUUCAGACAUCAUCGGAUUCCAGUGAUGACAUUGUAUUUGUGACUGAGAAGAUCAUGUCCGUUCUGGGAAGAACACUGAUUAGCACCCUUGCUCAACUCUCUUCCUACCAUGUAAAACAACUUGUAUUGCUUUUGAAACUGAAAAUAGAGAAGAGAAUCCAGGUUCCUACCUUGUUAUGGCUGCACGUGCACGAAUGUCGGGAAUCUCAAGCUUUAAUUAAUCGAGCUAUCCCAGAUGCAGUUAUAGAGAAUGGAGAAGACAACGGUGACCUUGCAGUUUCUAUGAGGUUUUGGAAGCUUUGUGUUGAUCCUCAUUUAGUAUUGGAAGCGUUCUUGCUAGAAAAUUUUGAUAUAUUUGAGUGGUCAAAAUAUAAGCCAUUGGAAGAUUGGAGCGAUAUGUACAGAGAAGUAACCGGGAAGAAUGAGGCCAAUGUGCCAUGCAAUCAAGAUGGUAGGAAUGAGGUGGCUUCACUUGCAAGCCACGCUUCAAAUUCUUCGCCGAAAGCUACAAUAACUGCCAAUGAAAAUUCUCCUUUCCAGAACCCCAAAGAAAUCCACAAGAGGACAGGGGAGCUUAUAGAGGCCCUAUGUAUCAACGCCAUCAACCAUCGGCAAGCUGCAUUAGCUAGCAACCGCAAGGGUGUCAUUUUCUUUAACCUUCAAGAUGGUAGUUCCUGCGAUGAUCAGUCGAAGUAUAUCUGGUCAGAUGCUGACUGGCCACAUAAUGGUUGGGCUAACUCUGAGUCAACUCCUGUUCCAACAUGUGUCUCACUCGGUGUUGGUCUUGGAGACAAGAAAGGAGCACACCUUGGAUUAGGUGGGGCCACUGUUGGUGUUGUUUCUCUUUCCAAGCCUGGGAAAGCUCACAGAGUUCCGGGUUACACUGGGUUAGGAGUCUCUGGUCUAGGUUGGGAAACUCAAGAAGAUUUUGAGCAGGUUGUUGAUCCUCCCCCAACAAUUGAAACUGUUGUAACGAGAGCAUUCUCUAGUCACCCAACAAUGCCUCUCUUCUUGGUCGGCUCAAACAACACUCACAUUUACUUGUGGGAGUUUGGGAAAGACAGAGCUACUGCAACUUACGGUGUUCUGCCUGCUGCAAAUGUUCCUCCUCCAUAUGCUUUGGCGUCAAUAUCAGCAGUGCAAUUCGGUCCGUGCGGACACAGAUUUGCGAGCGCUGCUCUAGAUGGAACGGUAUGCACUUGGCAAUCAGAAGUUGGAGGAAGAAGCAAUAUCCACCCUGUCGAAUCAUCUCUUUGCUUCAAUGGCCAUGCAUCAGAUGUGGAAUAUAUUAGUUCGAGUGGAUCUAUAGUUGCAGCUUCAGGAUAUAGCUCAAGUGGUGUCAACGUAGUUGUAUGGGAUACUCUAGCUCCCCCUUCAACCUCUCAGGCAUCUAUCAGUUGUCAUGAAGGUGGUGCACGCUCUAUCUCGGUAUUUGAUAAUGACAUUGGCAGUGGCUCAAUUUCUCCUAUGAUUGUAACUGGUGGCAAAAAUGGUGAUGUUGGAUUGCACGAUUUUCGGUAUAUUGCAACCGGUAAGAUGAAGAAGCAAAGGAACUCUGACGGAAGAUCUUCAACUGAUGGAGAUCAGAACAAGAAUGGGAUGCUUUGGUAUAUACCAAAGGCUCACUUAGGGAGUGUAACCAAAAUAUCGACAAUCCCGCGAACGAGUCUGUUCUUGACGGGAAGCAAAGACGGAGAUGUUAAACUUUGGGAUGCAAAAGCAGCAAAGUUGAUUCAUCAUUGGCCUAAACUACACGAGAGACACACUUUCAUGCAGCCAAACUCUAGAGGCUACGGUGGAAUCAUCCGGGCUGGGGUGACUGACAUACAAGUUUGUACGAAUGGGUUUAUCACUUGUGGUGGUGAUGGCACUGUAAAGUUAGUCAGCCUCAGAGAUUCCUACGAAGAUGUAUAAUUAAAAAACAUUUUCCGGGAAACUAUUACAGCCGAGAAAGCGAGUGUUUAGUUUCAACGUGAUUUUUGAUAAAGUAUUUUCAGAUUCCUGAUUUUUUUUUUGUGUGCCUGUAAUGUAAGUUUGUUUCUUUCUCUAUGGCAUUGGUGUAUACACGGACAUUUGAAGCAGUGGAAUGAAUCUUGAGUUGACGCCCUUAAGAUAUAUAUUUAAAUUUAUCUUUGACUUGACUUCAA
Molecule: messenger RNA, 7770 nt
Organism: Thlaspi arvense
Lineage: Eukaryota; Viridiplantae; Streptophyta; Magnoliopsida; Brassicales; Brassicaceae
Source: the annotation of a GenBank genome assembly